This is a messenger RNA of Phyllostomus hastatus (greater spear-nosed bat), 3041 nucleotides long. RefSeq names its product SCY1 like pseudokinase 3 (gene SCYL3). Lineage: Eukaryota; Metazoa; Chordata; Mammalia; Chiroptera; Phyllostomidae. Bases 475 to 2535 code for a protein of 686 amino acids. Gene Ontology annotation, molecular function: protein kinase activity; ATP binding. The record is from RefSeq and is a predicted model, not a curated record. Gene Ontology annotation, biological process: protein phosphorylation. The transcript has 13 exons.
UCGGGCGGAAAUCGAAUGAAAACCCGGGGUUGACAGCCUGAACGUUACGGUCCAGAGCAGGCUGCACGUCCCGCUGGGACGGGGAAAGAGGGGACCUCCUCAUAGGCCGCCAGGCCGCUGCGAGCGGUGGCUGGCCGCAGGGUGGGCACCGGCGCCCGCACUCAAGAUGGCCCCGGCCGGAGCGUCCCCCGGGCGGCCGCUCUAGCUCGGUUCCGGGUGCGUGCGCCUCGCUGGCGGCUUCGGAGGGCCGCAGGCUGGCAUUCUGUCCGGCUUCCGGACCCGUCUCUAUGGUGGCGGAGGGACCGUACCCCCGAAGACUGUGGGUGUAGUGGCCGGACCCUCACGGGGGAGGCGAGGGGUGUUGGUGUCAACAGGGACCGAGGAGGGGACCGGAGCCAAGACCCUCGGCCGCCUCCCGCCGCCCUCCGGCAGGUCCGUGGCUGCGGGGAGGGGCCACCCACCGCCGCCCAAGGGAUGGGCGCAGAGAGCAGCGCCCUGCAGAGCUGCGCACUGAGGGGGCCGCCCGUCACCCUGCCCUCCGGGCUCGCCGUGUUCCCCGCCGAGCUGCGGGAUGGCCGCGUCGCGUCCGUCUUCGUGUGCAAGCGGGAGAGCGAGGACAAGGUCAACAAGGCUGCCAAGCACCUGAAGACGCUCCGCCACCCGUGCCUGCUGCGGUUCCUGUCCUGCUCCCUGGAGGCGGACGGCAUCCACCUGGUCACCGAGCGGGUGCAGCCUCUGGAGGCGGCCUUGGCCACGCUGUCCCCCGCCGAGGUCUGCGCCGGCAUCUACGACGUCCUGCUGGCGCUGGUCUUCCUGCACGACCGAGGCCACCUCACGCACAACAACGUCUGCGUGUCCUCGGUGUUCGUGAGCGAGGACGGGCACUGGAAGCUGGGGGGGAUGGAGACCGUCUGCCGGGUGCCCGAGGCCACCCCCGAGUUCCUGAGGAGCCUCCGGUCCAUCCGAGACCCGGCCUGCGUCCCUCCGGAAGAGACGGCUCCGGAGUUCGAGGCCCUGCCCGAGGCCCACGGACACGCACGGGACGCCUACGCGUUCGGGAAGCUGGCGGAGAGGCUGCUUGAGACCCUCAGUGGGCAGGUUUCAGCGGACGCUCUCUGCAGCUUCCGACAGACGCUGCACUCGGCGCUGCUGCACCCCGCCCCGCAGCGCCGGCCCGCGCUCCGCACCCUGCUGUCCCACGGCUUCUUCAGGAAUGAUUUUCUAGAAGUUGUGAAUUUCUUGAAAAGUUUAACGUUGAAGAGUGAAGAGGAAAAAACUGAGUUCUUUAAGUUUCUGCUGGACAGAGUCAGCUGCCUGCCCGAGGAGCUGGUCGCCACCCGGCUGGUGCCCCUGCUGCUCAACCAGCUGGUGUUCGCAGAGCCAGUGGCGGUUCGGAGUUUCCUUCCUCACCUGCUCGGCCCCAAAAAAGACGGGGCGCCCGGAGAGACCCCGUGCCUGCUGUCGCCGGCCCUGUUCCGGGCGCGCGUGGUGCCCGUGCUGCUGCGGCUGUUCGAGGUGCACGAGGAGCACGUGCGCCUGGUGCUGCUGACCCACCUGGAGGCGUACGCCGCGCACUUCACGCGAGAGCAGCUGCGCACCGUCGUCCUGCCCCAGGUGUUGCUGGGCCUGCGGGACACCAGCACCCCCAUCGUGGCCAUCACCCUGCACAGCCUCGCCGUGCUGGUCUCCCUGCUCGGACCAGAGGUGGUCGUGGGAGGAGAACGGACCAAGAUCUUCAAACGCACCGCCCCUGGUUUUACAAAAACCACCGAUCUCUCCCCAGAAGGCGACCAGUUCACUCAGACCUCGAGAUUCCCUGUGAAUGGCCUUUCAGACGUGAAGCACACCUCCCCGGGUGGUGAGGACGUCCCGCCCAGCCCCCAGGCGGCCGAGGAGUGGCCUGACUGGAGCGAGCCCGAGGAGCCGGGCCACAGAACUGCCCGUGCGCCGGCGUGGCCUCCAGAGCCCCCGGAGGCGGCCAGGUCCCCGCUCCGAGACUCAGAGGCAGCGGCAGGGACCCAGGAGGAUGUGGAGCGUGGCGGCCCCGGCCCUGCAGGGGGCCCAGGAGGCGGAGCCACCGCCACCCCAGGGGAGCGCCAGGCCCUGCCCACAGUGGCGCCUCUGCUCACGGAGGCGGCCGGGCUUCUGGCGUCCAGCCAACCCCCGAAGACCAGCCCUGCCCCAAGCGUGGCCCACCCGGAGCAGACCAAGCCACCAAAGGGGCCGUCCCAGGAGAGGCGCCCCCAGGCCCCCGCGGAGUGGGGGUUAGGGGAGGAGUUCACCAUCCACGUGAAGAAGAAGCCGGGGCAGGACCCCGAGCUGGACUGGUUUGCUGACAUGACCCCCGACAUCCAGCCUUCGGCCACCAUUCUCGUUCCACCCGAGCUGAGGACGGGCCCCACGGGCCCCCUGGAGGACGCCGUCGCCCCGGGGAUGCAGUUUUCCUCCAAGUUCGCCGCGGCAGACACCACCGAGGCGGAGUCCGAAGGCUGGGGCGACGCCGGGGAGCUGAGCUGGGGCGACGGCAGCUGGUGACAAUGGCUGUGAGUGAAACUCUAGGGAAAAGGAUUCCUUUUUCUAAGAAAAAGCAAACGAAUACCUCAACCGCGGGCUCUGCGGACAGGAACAGCCCGCGCACCCUUUUCCUCAAGGCAGGAGCUCCUCCGUCAGUGCCAACAGAGGCGCCUCGGGGGGCCCUCCCCUGAGGGGGCUGUGCCUCUAAGGCCAGGUGACCCUGGAAGUGAAGAGAAUAAAUACAGAACUUCAAGCUGGUUAGCUUAACUCUGUGCCAUUUUUUAGCAGUGGAAAGAAUCAGCUCUGUUGUGAACACUGAAAAGAAUCUAGCUAUAAAGGAUACAAGUGAUUGUGGACUGCUGAGGUCUCCUCGGGCAGCGUAUUUAUUUGUUUGCAGUCCCCCUGGGCCCGGGGCUGGCGCCGGGACUGACUGACCCCACACGUGUUGUUACGUGCACCAAAGUCCCUCCCGAGACAGACCCGUGCCCCUGUCCUGUAAAUGUCCAAUAAAGGCUAUUUUCACUAGA